Lithohypha guttulata is the source of this 1182-nucleotide messenger RNA. It is a transcript of the gene RPT4, whose product is annotated as 26S proteasome subunit rpt4. The record is from RefSeq and is a predicted model, not a curated record. Lineage: Eukaryota; Fungi; Ascomycota; Eurotiomycetes; Chaetothyriales; Trichomeriaceae. The coding region runs from base 1 to 1182 and encodes 393 amino acids. Gene Ontology annotation, molecular function: ATP binding; proteasome-activating activity; ATP hydrolysis activity. The transcript has a single exon. Gene Ontology annotation, cellular component: proteasome regulatory particle, base subcomplex; cytosolic proteasome complex. Gene Ontology annotation, biological process: positive regulation of RNA polymerase II transcription preinitiation complex assembly.
AUGGACGGCGGCGGCGAUCCAGAAAGAGCGCAGGCUCUACAACAAUUCAAGGACAAGAUGCUGGAAACCAGAGAAUGGGAAGCUAAACUAAGGGCAUUACGGAUGGACAUCAAAGGCUUGCAGAAAGAUUUUGAAACCACAGAAGAUAACAUCAAGGCUCUCCAGAGUGUUGGUCAAAUUAUCGGUGAAGUGCUCAAGCAGUUAGACGAGGAGAGGUUUAUUGUCAAAGCCUCUUCUGGUCCUCGAUAUGUGGUUGGAUGUCGAUCCAAAGUCGACAAGGCCAAAUUGAAGCAAGGAACGAGAGUUGCCCUUGAUAUGACGACCCUUACCAUCAUGCGCAUGCUACCACGAGAAGUCGAUCCCCUAGUAUACAACAUGUCAUUAGAAGAUCCUGGUCAGGUAUCGUUCGCAGGUAUCGGCGGGCUGAACGAUCAAAUCAGAGAACUAAGAGAAGUCAUUGAGUUACCCCUCAAGAACCCUGAGCUCUUCUUGAGAGUAGGUAUCAAACCACCCAAAGGAGUGUUGUUGUACGGCCCACCAGGAACAGGAAAGACACUGCUGGCAAGAGCCGUGGCUAGCAGUCUCGACACAAACUUUCUGAAGGUCGUGAGUUCUGCUAUUGUAGACAAAUACAUUGGCGAAUCUGCUCGCUUGAUCAGAGAAAUGUUCGGAUACGCUAAAGAGCACGAACCAUGUAUCAUCUUCAUGGACGAAAUCGACGCUAUCGGUGGAAGACGAUUCAGCGAAGGCACUUCGGCCGACAGGGAGAUCCAAAGAACAUUGAUGGAACUCCUAAACCAGCUGGACGGCUUCGACUAUCUGGGCAAGACAAAGAUCAUCAUGGCCACGAAUCGACCUGAUACUCUAGAUCCGGCACUGCUGCGAGCUGGUCGUCUCGAUCGAAAGAUAGAGAUUCCCCUACCGAACGAGGUUGGUAGACUUGAAAUUAUGAAGAUUCAUGCUGCGGGUGUGGUAACCGAAGGAGAAAUCGACUACGAGAGCAUAGUCAAGAUGAGUGACCAGCUCAAUGGUGCUGAUCUGAGAAACGUGGUUACUGAGGCUGGUCUAUUCGCAAUCAAGGACUACAGAGAUGCUGUAAACCAGGAUGAUUUCAACAAAGCCGUACGGAAGGUGGCCGAGUCGAAGAAGCUGGAGGGCAAACUAGAAUAUACUAAAUUGUAG